AUGAGGAGCCGCGCCUUCUGCCUAUCCCUGCAGCAGCGCCCCGCGCGCUUCGGCGCCGCUGAGGCCGCGAUGGCGCAACUUCCGGAGUCGCUGCAGCUGGAGAUGUUCCCAGGCAUCUACGGCAAUGACUUUCGGCAUUUGCUGCCAGACCUGUCAGCCUUGGAAGCUGCCAUGGGCUGCCGCCUGUACCACCAGUGGCCCAUUUGCGAUGUGGAGGAUGUUGUCCGAAUGAAGCCGGAGCUGGCGGAAUUGCCGGACUGGAAGGCCUGGGAGACCUACAUCUCCUGGCACCGAUGCUGGAUAUCUGACCGAGCCAGCAACUACAUUGACUUCUACAACAGACACUUGAAACUGGGCGAGGUCGCUGCCUGUCUCGGCCACUUCCGGCUCUGGCAGAAGGCCGUAGAGGAAGACUUGGAGCUGUGCGUUGUCUUUGAGGAUGAUGCCAGGCCAAGCCGGUCUGGGCUGGAAAAAUUCCUGUCUGAGCUGGCAAAGCUGGAUGCCAUGGAGUUUCAGUGGGAUUUGAUCUACUUGCACUCAGCCCUGUACUCCAAGGCUCAGGAGCCAGAAGUUCCGGGCUGCGAGCUAUUGUUGGCUGGUCACCGCAAGUGGGCAGGUGCCUACGCACUUUCCUCUCGUGGGUUGAAGAAGCUGGUGGCCAGCGGGUACGAUCAAUGUAUCUUUCCAGUGGACGACUUUCUUCCAGCCCUUCAUUCUUUCCACCCACGCCCAGACAUCCGGGACUUGCCCUGCGUCCGUGCAGUAGAUGGCUUCGUGGCACUCACCGUCCCAGACACCCAGAAGCUGGUGGAGGUGGAGGAUCGAGGCUCUGUGAGCAAAUUCUCCACGGUGCUCUUGGGGGACUUGGGGGCCACCAUGGGCGACUCGGAGGAUGAGUGCGAAGCGCAGCCACUGGAGGCCUUCGAGGACUUCUCCUUCCAGAGCGAUGCUGCCGCAGCUGCGGCAAUGCUGGCACAGCACGGCUUUGUGCUGCUUCGCCUGCCAGACUCCUUCGCAGAAGCAGAGGAGGCGUGGCAGGAGUUCUUCGCAGGCAGCAGAAAGAGCUGCUUUCGAGGCCUUCGAUCAGGCGCAGGUCUGGCUGCAGAACUGCCCUUGGCAGAUGUCGGGUACACUCGCCAGACCGCCAGAGAGCACUUUCACGUGAUCCUGGGGGCAUCGGACCAACAGGAGUGGCCACCAAAGCUGCAGCAGAAGACGCAGCCGUUGGUGGAUGCGCUGGAACAGCUGUGUCGACAGUUGCUCCGCGCGCUGCCCAACGGCCCCGUGAUGGACGAAGCCUGGGAGCGGGAGACGAUGCGCACCAAAGACGCCUCCGUCUUCGACGCCUUUAGCUACUUCCCAAGGACAGGAAAUCAAUCUGGGCCGGGUACAAUACAUGCGAAGUGA
This is a messenger RNA of Effrenium voratum, 1407 nucleotides long. The record is from the annotation of a GenBank genome assembly. Lineage: Eukaryota; Dinophyceae; Suessiales; Symbiodiniaceae.